Dioscorea cayenensis subsp. rotundata (Guinea yam) is the source of this 972-nucleotide messenger RNA. RefSeq names its product probable acetate kinase. NCBI's taxonomy places the organism in Eukaryota, Viridiplantae, Streptophyta, Magnoliopsida, Dioscoreales, Dioscoreaceae. The transcript has 3 exons. The coding region runs from base 1 to 369 and encodes 122 amino acids. The record is from RefSeq and is a predicted model, not a curated record.
AUGGAGGAUCCGAAUCCGAAUCCGAAUCCGGAUCCGGAUCCGGAUCCAUGGUUCGCGCCCGAUAAGCUCGAGCACGUCGUCGCUUGCCUUCUCAUAACCCUCGCCGUCGCUUUCCUCGCCGGUCGGAGCCGCCUCCCGUUGCUCCACCGCCACAACGCCGGCAUUGGAUCUAUCGCCGCUCUCAUCGCCGGCGCCGCCAAGGAGGCUUGUGAUGAACUCGGCCUUUGGGCCUCCUCCGGCGCCUCCGCCCGUGAUGCCGCCGCUGACCUCCUCGGUGUUCUUCUCGCUUCCCUCUUUCUCGCCGUACUCCGCCGGUUCCGCCCUUCCCCACUUCCUCUUGCCCCCGAUCGUGCCCUCUCCCUCGUUUAGAUCCCCAUUUGGAUCCGAUAAUGAAAACCCUAGAAAUUCCACAGUUGCAGAAGGAAGUAAGGAAUCUGUUUCUAUUAUUCAGGUUCUUGGUUUAUCUGUGCUGAUUCUGCAACAUAAAACUUGACACGGCAUUAGCUUUGUAAAAUGAGUUGCAAAAGCAGGUAAUCUUCUUUCGUUAUUUUGAAGUCAUAAUGCAACAAUUUAACUGCCUAUGAGAUUAGAGAAUAGUUAGAAUACCGUUGUUGUUACCUGCGCAUGAUGAGGAUUAUUCAAUCAUUUUAAAAGCAUUGCUGAAGGUUAUCAUUGUGAGGAAAUUGCAGCAGAGACUAUUUAAAAGAUUGCUGGAUAACAUGACAAAUUAGAUUGAUGAAAUUGACAAAGGCUGCCUUCUGCGAUCAUAUUAUUGCUUAUCUGCUAGAUCUGCAAAUGCAAGCUCGGUAAUUCGCAUUGCUGUCAGCUCUCACUCCAGGUGGCAUUAUAUAACACAACCCUGCAUAUAACAGCAUUGCCGGACCCAUGUACACCGGCGGCCCCCAACCAAAGUCCGCACCGUAUAAUGGUAACCUUGUCCAGCUCGUUAUAGACAAAUCGGUCCUCGGAAAC